Messenger RNA from Necator americanus (New World hookworm), 1644 nucleotides. RefSeq lists its product as uncharacterized. The coding region runs from base 1 to 1644 and encodes 547 amino acids. Gene Ontology annotation, molecular function: lipid binding. The transcript is spliced from 10 exons. The record is from RefSeq and is a predicted model, not a curated record. NCBI's taxonomy places the organism in Eukaryota, Metazoa, Nematoda, Chromadorea, Rhabditida, Ancylostomatidae.
AUGCGAGUGCUUAUUGUUGAACUUGCGCACAUUCUCCUCAUUGUUACUGCAUUUAAUGUGAGGAAGGAGUUCGAUCCGCUCCGUAGCAAAGGAACUGAAAUUUCCCAGAGAUUGCUGCAAAAACUCGCAGCUCAACUGAAAGAAGAGAUGACCGAAUUCUCUGAGGAUGAAUACGACAUUAAUAACAUGCAAAAGAUUACAGCGAAACCAACAGUUCCACAACAAGGCAGCGGAGAUAUUACUCUAAGAAUUUUCCCGAAUGGGAUCAAGUACAUCUUCGAGCAACUGGUACAGACAAUCCGACAUGAUGCUAUGCGCCAUCGCCCACACACGAUGCGGACCUCGUAUCAUGGCAUGGACAUCAAUGUUGAUUCCAUACAAAUCGUCGAAUUCCUAGCGCCAAGGCUCGAAGCCGAACAUAUGGGUGGUUCCAAAUUUCGAUUUUCAACUCAUGGCGGUGGAAUGCGUUACCUUGGUCUCUACUCCGCCGUCUACAAAACCACAAGGGAGGGACAAUUUGAAGCCUUCCUGGAGGGCAUCCGAAUUAAUUUGGAUGUCAAUUUUGAGGAAAUCAACGGCAAGGUUAAGGUCACACAGGAGAAAUGCCAUGUAGCGUUAGAGGAUGUGCUCGUGCAGCUUACUCCAGCAAUGCCAACGCAAAUCCUCGACCUUCUACAGAAGCGGAUUCAGGAAAGGUUUCAAGAAAAGGUUUGUCCAGCCCUUCUGCAUUUUAUUGAAGAAAUAACCACUACUGCCCUUACACUCGCUUCAGUAGAGGAAAUUGCUCAGCAAACGGAGCCCAUCGGUACUUCAUGUGUUGUUCAACAUGAGAAAGGGGCUUGGAGAUUUGACGCCAAAGGCUUGAAAAUUUCGUUCAAGCGGAGCAACCCGAGGGAAAAGCGAUCGAUCAUAUCUAACAGCGUUAAGGAAUCUCAAGCGUCCGAGUUCGAGACGGCGUCCGUUUCUUUGACUGAGGAAUACGUCAACGAAAUGCUUGGCGACUUGGUAAAAAAUGGAAAUGUCUUCUUUCACCUUCACAUGAUUCCUGACAUCGAGAAAGCGCUGAGAACCCAGUGUACCCAAGAUGACAGCUGUCUCGGUUCGCUAGUGAACCUAGGUCGGGUAGCAAAUGGAUCAGGUCGCCUGGACAGCCAAGUGAUCACACCGCCAUAUAUCGAGUUCCGAAAUCGUGACUCUGCAAUACUUCACAUUACACUUCAUACCGUACUCUCAUUUCAAAAUCGCGCCGCCCAUCAUCGUAUACCGUACCUACGUCUGGAACUCUCAAUGAAGCUACGGAUAGUUGAGCUCUCUUUCGAUCAAUCCAGUCUGGAUGGUUACUACAGAUGGGCAGCAAAAUACGAGAUGAUCGAUCUUCAGAUAAACAAUUUGCACACCGAUUUUGAAGAAAUGAAGGACGUAGCUCGCCGUAUACACAGACUUUUUGGCGAUAACCGAGCUCGUAUCGAGGAGCUUCUUUCAACGCAUUUGAACGGGGAACUUCCAUUCCGCUUGAAUCCGCACGUGUAUCUCCAACCAAAAUCUGCCAUUUUCGGUCACCGUAGAGUCACCAUACCGCUGAAUUUUACAGUGGACAAACGACUAUUUCCAGCAUUUCAAUUUUUACGUUCAUUAUUCUUCUAA